GAGUAACAGUAUGAUUGGCGGGCCAGAUCCAUAUCUAAAGGAGUUUGGUAUUGUCGUUCAUAAUGAAAUGACUGAAGUUACAGGUCGAGUGCUACCUGCACCGAUGCUCCAGUAUGGAGGCAGGGUAAGUCUGAUGUUGGACGGAAGCAGCUGGAAUUGUGAAUGCACAGGACUCGAAAAUAAGACUGUUGCUACCCCAAAUCAAGGGGUGUGGGACAUGAGAGGCAAACAAUUCUAUGCUGGUAUUGAGAUUAAAGUCUGGGCAGUUGCUUGCUUUGCACCACAGAAACAGUGUCGUGAGGAAGUCCUAAAAAACUUUACUGAUCAACUGCGUAAAAUUUCGAAAGAUGCUGGAAUGCCUAUUCAGGGGCAACCAUGUUUUUGUAAAUAUGCGCAAGGUGCAGACAGUGUAGAACCUAUGUUUAAGCACUUGAAGAUGACUUAUGUUGGUCUACAGUUGAUUGUGGUCAUCCUACCUGGAAAAACCCCUGUAUAUGCUGAAGUGAAACGUGUAGGUGACACGCUAUUGGGAAUGGCAACACAAUGUGUUCAGGUGAAGAAUGUGGUCAAAACUUCCCCACAAACUUUAUCAAAUCUCUGCUUAAAGAUCAAUGCAAAACUUGGCGGAAUCAAUAACGUCCUUGUACCUCAUCAGCGGCCAUCCGUGUUCCAGCAGCCUGUCAUCUUCUUGGGAGCAGAUGUCACCCAUCCUCCAGCUGGAGACGGCAAGAAACCCUCCAUUGCUGCUGUGGUUGGUAGUAUGGAUGGACAUCCGAGCCGCUACUGUGCAACAGUACGUGUGCAAACAUCAAGACAAGAAACUUCUCAGGACCUGCUGUUCAGUCAAGAGGUGAUCCAGGAUUUGUCCAACAUGGUGCGUGAGCUCCUGAUUCAGUUCUACAAAUCAACCCGCUUCAAGCCAACACGCAUUAUCUACUACAGGGGUGGAGUUUCUGAAGGACAAAUGAAACAGGUUGCCUGGCCUGAGCUUAUUGCCAUUCGGAAAGCCUGCAUUAGCCUGGAAGAGGACUACAGACCUGGCAUAACAUACCUUGUUGUUCAGAAACGACAUCAUACGCGACUGUUUUGUGCUGACAGAAGUGAACGGGUGGGUAAAAGUGGCAAUGUUCCUGCUGGCACAACUGUUGACAACACCAUCACUCAUCCUUCUGAGUUUGAUUUCUACCUCUGUAGCCAUGCGGGAAUUCAGGGUACCAGUCGUCCUUCGCACUACCAUGUCUUGUGGGAUGACAACUGCUUCUCAGCUGAUGAAUUGCAGCUCCUUACCUAUCAGCUGUGCCACACUUAUGUACGAUGUACACGUUCUGUCUCAAUUCCUGCACCAGCAUAUUAUGCCAGACUGGUUGCAUUUAGAGCAAGGUACCAUCUUGUGGACAAAGAUCAUGACAGUGCUGAAGGAAGCCACAUCUCUGGACAGAGCAAUGGACGGGAUCCACUGGCACUUGCCAAGGCAGUACAGGUCCACCAUGAUACCCAGCAUACAAUGUAUUUUGCAUAAGACCUACUGAAGUUUCUGGUGAUUUUUCCAGCAUACUGUGUCGUUCUGAAACAUCCUUCCUUAGUGCUAAUUUUUUUUCAACUAUCUCUUGAGGGCCAAGCCAGUUUCAGACCACAGUCUACCAGCGAAUAAGAUGCAAUGCACUGAAGGACUCAUUUACUCAUUCGAAUUUAAAUGCACGGAGAAAUGAGCCAUUGUUCUUCAAAGUCUAUCAGAAGCACUAUAUAUGGAAAAUACUGGUGGUUUUUGCCACCAUACUGAUUUUAUAUUUUUUACCUCAAGGCACCAAGGCCGAACAUCCUAAGGAAAAGUUGCAUGAAUGACUUUGAGUGUUACUACAUUCAGUAGCAAGUUUUGAUAUUGUGUGUUUUCUUUCUCCAUUUAUACGAGGUAAUACUGUUGUAAAACUCACAUCUAUUUUUAAUCUUUUACAUACAGACUGUGGGUAUGCGUGUGGGAGAGUUAACAUUUGGGAUUCUUUAAAGAUAGUUCCAGUUUAAAUUGUGCAAAGGUUUCAAAGGGAGCCCUUGAAAUUAUACAGCUAUAAAGGGCCAAGUAUUUCCAAACAAUACAUUACUGUGCACUCAUAACUUCAAAGUAGUUCUUGGUAAGGUUUGUGCUCAUGAUUUUGCAGCUUCAUGGAGAUUGAAGUUGAAUAAGUUGUUAGAGGAUUGUGCUAAAACAUGAAGGAAGGUUUGACUCUCUAUAGGCACUAAAUGAUUUUGGCGAGCUAUGGCUCCAAAAUUGUAAAGCGAAAUACUAUGGCGAACGCUCCCUCUAAGGUCUUGUGACUGCUCAGUCUGUGCACACUGACACUGUUCCCAGCAUUGACUUCCCACUUCGGAAACCAUUGGUGCACACAGCCUACAAAGAAGCAAAAAGAAUUAGAGGGAAUAUAGACUGAGAAUGCUGGCGAUCUGAAAUAAAAACACAAAACAUUGGAAGGGUUUGGGUCAGGCAGCAUCUGUGGAGAGAGAAACAGUUACUGUUUCAGGCCAAUAUCUUUUCAUCAGAGUUGAGUAAACUUAGAAAAAAAGGUUUUGCCAAUUCUGAUUAUCGGUCAUCAAUCUGAAACAUAAUUCAGUUUCUCUAUCUACAGAUGGUCUCAGCCCUGCUGAGUGUUUUCAGCAUUUUGUUUUUAUUGUAUGGUUCCGAAACUUUUUGCUUGAACAUUUGCAAUAUCCUAUGAUGUCGAGAUGCCUAACUCCAAACUUGUCUGCAUAAUAGUGGGCGCUCUACUUUUUGAUGGUCUGACCAUUUUUGUUCCUUUUUAUUAAGUAAGGCCAGCUGGACUGUCCAUCCCAGUUAGAUCAUCCAUUUGUGCUAUGCCAGCAACUGUGUCUUUCCCACAGUUGACUAUUUUGACUCAUUGGCAGGCAUGUGGCAAAUCGAAAAUCAAAGCUUAUAUAAAUCCAAGAUAAUUAGUUUGACAUCUUUUUGCCGUGACAAUCCUAAUUGAUGCAAUGGCGAACUGCCCAAGCUGCCACUGAUAAAUUCCAUUCUUGGUACUAGAGCAAAUUUUUGUUUAAAAUAGGGAUUUUGCACUAAACAUUUUGUGAUUUUACCUUUAAACCUUAAUCAUAGUUGAUAGAAUUGUUAUAUGCAAUAGGUAGACAAAAUUCCUCAAAUUAAAGUUGCAUAUACCAGGAGUGAAACUGCUAUUUUGCAGAAUUUACUUGCUGGAGUUGUAUAUGCUAAAUGUGGACUGGACUGUACUUGGAAAUUUUGAAAAAGCAUUCAUGAACUUUUAAUACAGAAUUGGAAAUUGAAAUUGUCCAGUUUUAUUUUUUGGUUCAUCCAUUUCAGAAGCUUCUAAGUACCUGUAUUUUUGCUGCAAUGAAUUUUAGUACAAUACCUUAAGGUGCCAGCUUGAUAAGUUGUGAAAGAUGUUGAGUUCGCAAAACUGUUACGGUGCUUAAAUACUUGGACUGUAUUGACAUUAGGGCUGUUUCUAACUAGUCUGUCCAAGUUUAUAGUUUUGGGCAAGAAAGAUUCAACUUGAUUUCCUGGCAAGGAGGCUGAAACUUUGGGCAUAAAACUGCAGGACAAAUGGAUCUUUGUAUAAGAGAUAUCUUCAUUCAUAAUCAGGCAUAAUUCUGUUUUAUUUAAAGUUUGCAUACUGUGUGAUCCUUUAUUAUGUUUGUUUGAAGUUUACUUGUGCAAUAUGUUCAAAACUUUCAACUGUAAGAUAAGACAAGCAAACUGUAAAGGAAGGGAGUUAACUGGUCAGAAUGUGUGGAUGAUGAAACGCGGCCUUCCUUUUAAAUCUCCAAAUCUCAUUCUGAAGUUUUUGACCAGGAUAACUGAUUUAAGAUGUUCUCCACCCUUGUUUUAGAAUACAAUUUUACAUGGCUAGUGAGCCUUUUUCAAGGAUAGCAGCAUAUCCACUUUGUGCCAUCUUCAGCUGAGCAAGCAAAAUUUUGUAUUUUUUAAACUUGCUAUUAAGGGAAUCAAAGGAAUCCAAAGAAAAAUGCUGUUUUAAACUGCAAAAAUUUUCUUGAGCAUUCAAGUCUGUUUCAGGAGUUGUAGCUUGUGAUUGUUUUUAUGAAAGAUCAUCAGGAUGAAAGCAAUCUGUUUGUUUGCACCGUACAAAAUUUGUCAUGUCGCUUUCCAUGUAUUGUAUUUUGACAUUCCGCAGAUAAAAGUAGUCCUAAGGAGAUUGUUUGUUUGUUUCUAUCAGAGUAUGUCCAAUUUAACUAUUGGUUGCUUUCAAGCAAAUGGCUAUGUAUGCUUUUUUCCUCCCAAGUGUUGUGCUCUUGUACAGAUGUCAAGAUUUCAUGAUGAUAGCCGUGAUUUUUCAUCAUGUGAGUAUCAUUUUGUCUUCUUCCAAAUUCCUACUGGCACCCAAAAAAGUUAGUGUCCUUGUCAGUAGCUGAAAUGAUUCAUUAUAACUGUUUAAUUUGGUGACUGACCUGUGUUUCAUUAACAUAAAUGCCUGGCAUUGCCUUUGACUUUUUAUCUUGGCAUUUGCAAAUUGACACAGGUCAUUUCUUUUUGUUUCCUUGAAGCUGAUCUUGCUGUAGGCAGUCAAAUACAACUGCUAACAUUGAAGGCUAUUCUUAAAGCUACAAAUCUAGUAGCUAAUAUCUUUAUGGUCAGUUUUCCAUUUAUAAUUCACACUUCGUACAUUGUAUUGCUCAUGAAAUUGCUGCUGAAUGUUUUUAGAAAAAGAAACAGGAUUACUGGGUUUGUGAGAACCUGGCAGUAAAUGGAUCAGUAAAGCGACCAAUUUUUGUAAGGGGCUUGAUGUAGCAUCUGUCCUUUUUUAUUGACUUUUUUUAAAUGCACCUUUUUUAUGUGGAUUGUGGUGUUGUUUUAUGCUUUUAAGUUUUACAUGCACUUCAACAAUAUCUGCAAUAGUUUUCAAAACUUCAACCUUUUCAAUGACACACAAUUUCAGCAGCUGAAAUAAGACGUCAUUCUCGAGCAGACUUUACAAUCUUAAUGCAGUAAACUUUACCAGCAGAACUGAUAGUUCUUACUUCACUGCACUUUGUGGCUAAUUCACCUAGCCAGCAUACUGGACUUUCCUACUAUGACACAGCAUAGAAUUAUUGGUACUUCCAGAUUAGAUUGUUUCAACUAGCUGGUGCCAAAAAUGCUUGAAGCUGAGGUUAAGAUUAACUUUUAUGGACAGUAUUUUUAUGGACAGUUUUCAAAGUUCUUAUUCAAAAAUAUGGCUCUCCAGGAUAAAAAUUGUCUUUCAGUCUUGGAGCAUACAGACCCUUUGUUCAGUGGCACAUCUUGUAUAGGGUAUAUUUUAUAUUUUCUUUAACUUAUGUUGAUUGUAAUAGAAAUGUAUAUUUGUUGGCUAUUUGAUCCAUAUUUUCAAAAGAAUGCAAAUGUUUUCGCAAAUAAUUUAUAUAAUGCAGACAGAUUGGACUUUACAUUACAAUAUUCUGUUUCUAUAUACUUACCCUUGAGCAAGCUACAGGAUUAUAUAAUUUUCAAUUGCAAUUAUUCUGAGAUUUGUCUAAAGAAUAGCUGUGUCAGUAGAGGUUACAUUAUUGGAGUGGCAGGAAAUAUUUGCAAUUUGUUUUCACCUUGCGUGAAUGCUGUAAAUGUAGUUCGCAGUUAGAGCAGGGCAUUUUCAAAUAACUAUUUUCCAAGUAUGAAUAGCAUUUGUUGGCAGAAUUUAAAUAGCUUAAUACAGUAAUAUAGUAAAAGUUUUGGGACAAAUUUCAGGGAUAUAAUAUCAAUGUUUGAUUCUGAGGAGAGGAAAAACUGUAGCUGUUUAUGCCCAGAACUAAUAGAAAAUGUAUCCUCUUGAGGUUUUAAUUCCUAAUACUACAGGUAAACUAUCUUUCACUUGAUUUAUUCCGAUACUCCUGGAAAAAAGCAGGUUUGGUUUUCACAUCAUAAUGAAAUAAUUACCUCAUCAACAUGGGAGUGAAAGCAUUCUAUGUACCAACUUUUGGCUCAGUGGCAUAAGGGCUUUCAUGGGAAUUUAAUGCUGAAAGCUUAAGGUGCAGCAGCAGUGUAAAGGACAAGAGAAUGAGUUCAAAGAAGCAAAGUUGAUUGAAACAAGUUUUUAAAUGCUUGGAGGAGGGAUUUCUGGGACAGUAUGUCACUUUAUUGAUCCAUUAUGUACUAAAACUCCGAAACUGAUCAUGACAGUUUGGAAUGUUUUGAAUAAUAUUACUAAGGCUAACUGAAGUACAUAUUAAGGUUGUGUACUAAUUUUUAAUAAUGCAAAUUAACAAAUUUGAAACACAAAUGGGCAGGACAAUUGCCAUCAGGUGUAAUAUCAUUGUAUUUCAGUUUAUACAGUUUCACCACACAGGUCAUGAUCCAACCCAUUAUGUUUCCGUAUGUUCUCAAAUAACUGUCUGUUUAGCUGCAUUCUUCUGCACUAUCCCAACACUCUUCUUAUUUUGUUUUCUUUUAAUUUCCUUUUAUAGAAGCCAUUACUGAUUCCCUGCUUCUACCACUUAACUGGCACUGUCUUUCAUGUAUUAACAGCUCUCUGCACUUCUAUAAUUUAAAGAAACUCUAAAUGUCUCAUUUUAAAUGAAAUUAUAUUCUUUCUGAUUCACCAGCUGCAGCUUUUGGUCAGAUUUUGUCAUCUUAAUGAUGUAUAAUCAUUGCAAUAGUCACAUUUAUUCCAUUCCAAUUAAAACUCACCCAUUCAUUCAAAUUCUCUUCUGCUUUUUUAUCUCCAUAUCUCUAGAAGUUUUUACUUUUAUUCAUAACUGAGAAGAGCAGGACUGUUGUUUCAGUGGGUGUCAGCACUGUUGCUGUAACUUAUUGAUAGCUACUGUAAAGUGUUUUUGUAACAUUGCUGUACCUUGGCAAUGGAGUGUUGCAUUUGGUUUGCAUGUGAAAUAUCAAAAAAAUUCAAAUUCUGUUUAUACCAAAAUUGAAGUUGUGAUUUGGGUGAAUAAUCAAAGUGCACUAUUUUGAACCUACUAGAUUGUCCAAAGAUUUGAAUAAAUACAAUUAAUUUCCUGCAAUUUUCAGAGUAUUUUUAAGAAAAUAUAUUUGUGUUUCACAAGGAAUCAAAAAUCCAUGCCUUCAAAAUGGAAAGUCUCUCGCCAUCAUGCAUGAUUUGUAUUUUUAAAAACUCCAUUACUACUACCCCUUACCUUAACUCACCCCCACCCCAAAAUACACAAACACCCAACAAAAACAUACAUGGAGCCUUCACAGUCUGGACGGGUUAGUACCACAUCAGCCGAAGUAUCUAAUGAUUACUACGUCCUUAUUGUUACCCGGCAAACAAUAUACAUCAUAAAUUUAGAGAUAAUAUGUGGGACUAUAGAAUCAAGUAGAUUGAUCCUGUAUUUUUUUGUAUUUUGCCAUUUUGAAAACUUUGUUGUAUUGUUGAAUGCUGGUAUAAAUUCCCCAGUUGCAGAGAUUAGGCCGUGUCCCUGAAGUCACAAGUAGAAGGCCAAUUGUGGUAAAUGGGUUUUAAUUAAAUUUUCCAGAGAGGACACCACUCAUUGAAUUCUGCAUUUGUCACUUGUGCAAGGUUUUUUCCCUGUGUGAAUCUGCACUUCUGUCACUGAACAAUUUGGAUAUCUAAGCUGAUGUACCACCAUAACACUUACUGUUUUUGUUUAUGUUCAUUACCUGUUUAAAACUGAUCUUAAGUAUGUUUGGUGUACAUUUGUCCAAAUCAGAAUGCAGUUUGCUCUUUCUGAAUGUUAAAUGCUGUCACUUUCUUGUUCAUUAAUGACUGAUUUGUUGAUAAUGAGAUUUUUUUGGGGUGCAGGAAAGAGGAAUUGGAGCCUGACAUUUGUAAGUAGUGGCACUGUAUAAUAACCUGGUGGUCCAUGGUCUUAAGGUCCCCGAUGUACAAAACUGCAUUGAAAGCAUUUUAUGCUGCAUAGUUCUGCUGUAUCCUGUGUGUGUGUGUGUGUGUGUGUGUGUGUGUGUGUGUGUGUGUGUAGUUCUUGGUACAAUGUAUGCAUUUUUCAUUAAAAUUGGAAAAAAAAACUGUUUUCUAGUUCCCAUACAUAUGUUUAGAUAAGUGCUGUUGAUUAUUUUAUUGAGUCUUGAUUUAUGAAUAUGUCUACCAAUACGAGGUACUUUCUUGAGCUGUAGGUAUGGAUAACAUGAUAACCUUCCCUACAAUGCGAAAAGAUGUUGGCUGAUUGAAUUACAAAGCUGUACUGCAAUAUGAUUUUUAGCCUGCGGGGACAAUUUGUGUUCACGUAACAAAAUAAAAUGGUAUUUUUGUGCCAGAAUUUCCAAAGUC
Molecule: messenger RNA, 8219 nt
Organism: Rhincodon typus (whale shark)
Lineage: Eukaryota; Metazoa; Chordata; Chondrichthyes; Orectolobiformes; Rhincodontidae
Product: argonaute RISC component 4
Exons: 10
Coding region: 11-1519 (502 amino acids)
Molecular function (GO): nucleic acid binding
Source: RefSeq, a predicted model, not a curated record